This is a messenger RNA of Xiphophorus maculatus (southern platyfish), 957 nucleotides long. Its product is annotated as CD276 antigen-like. The transcript has 5 exons. The coding region runs from base 1 to 957 and encodes 318 amino acids. The record is from RefSeq and is a predicted model, not a curated record. Lineage: Eukaryota; Metazoa; Chordata; Actinopteri; Cyprinodontiformes; Poeciliidae.
AUGAUGUUCCUGAUGUUCUGCUGCCUCUCCUCCUCUUCCUCUCUAAGGAUGAAGAUGAUCUCCAGGAUCCUGCUGCUCCUCAUCCUCAGCUCAUGUCUCUGUGCAGCAACAUUUGUAGUGAAUGUGACACAGAGCAGCUAUCAGGCAGAGGAGAACCACAGCAUCACUCUGGAGUGGACCUUCACCACCAAGACUCAGGGAUCCUGGAGGGAACUGUUCAUCAUCUGCAGCUUGGUGGCUCCUCAUAAAGAAUCAGUUCUCUAUCAGGUCCACGAAGGUGUUGAGAUUCCAGAGUCUCAGGAUAAACAGUUUUCAGGACGAGUCCAGAUUGACAAAGACGUCCUCAGAGAAGGACGAAUCAGACUCCAUGUGUCCAGACUGAGGACUGAAGACGCUGGUCUGUAUCUGUGUGACGUGAAAACUGAAGAUGGAUUCAACAAUGCUGAAUGUCGACUCAUCGUUACUGGUCAAGAGAAGGUGGUUGGUGGUCAUGACUUGAUACAUGCAAAGGUGGGAGACGACGUUAUUCUGCCAUGUCAUCUGGAGCCUCCAUUUGACGUGAACAGUCUAACAAUCGAAUGGAGAUUCCAGGGUCAAAUAAUACAUUUGCAUCACAGUGGAGCUAAAGAUGAUAAAACUUCAGACCCAAAGUACCAGGGCAGAACCUCUAUGUUCCAUGAUGAGUUUAAAAAAGGAAACAUUUCCCUCAGAUUGAUCAAAGUAACCAAGGAGGAUGAAGGGAAUUAUACUUGUUUUGUUCCCAAACUGCAAAGUCAAGUCAGGAAGGUGAAAGUUACUCUAAAACUUGGAUCUGAUCCUGGAGUUAUUGGUGGUGUUGUUGUUGGUGUUGUUAUUGGAGCACUCAUCAUCCUCGCCUUCAUCACAUACUGUGUUGUACGUCACCUCAUAAUCUAUGUUGUACGUCGCCACAGAGGUAAACAAACUGAAGAGAAGUAA